UUCACUUCCAUUCAACGUGUCCACUUCCAAGCAUUCGAAACAAAAAAGUGAUUUGCAUUCUUGACGUAUUAAAAAAAGUGAUUUGCAUUCGAAAUAGACUUGUCGUUCGCAUUUGCUAGCCAUCACAGUUCACAUUCGCCAUCACCGUUCGCAGACACUCCUAGUCGCUCCCAACUAUUCGCAGUUGUUCGAAACCUCUUCCACAAGCGUCUGUUAUUGUUCGCAGUCGACCCAAUACUUUUGUUCUUGUUCUCUAUUCUUCAAUUCUUCAACUUCAUUGGUUCAAUCAAGGUAAAAUGGUGACUUAACUAAGGGUUGUGAGGUAUUCAAGAAGCAAUUGGUAAUGUCAAAGUCUAAAUUUCUACACUUGGAGUUUAUUCUCUUAUCACGACUCGAUUUUAUUUUAAGAUAAACGAAGACUUGGCAAAAAGAGAUGUCAUGUUUAAAACUGGGAAACUGUGGUGGGAGUACAGAUGCAAACUUUGGAAUGAAUUUUAUGACCCACUUAUGAGUAGAAAUGAGCUCAUUAAGAAUUGUCUAGAGAAUGUCAGUAUGGAUCAAUGGACUGUUUUUGUUGAUUAUUGCCUCAAGCCUUCAAUAGUGGAAUUAUGUAAUAGAAAAAAAUAUAUUAGGAAAAAACAAAUUGUUCCUCAUAUUGGUGGUGCUAUGUCUUUGUCAAGAAGAAGGGAUCAUUUGAAAAUAGAGACCGGUAGAAGUAUUAGUAGAGCUGAAAUGUGGAAGAUAACUCAUAAGAGAAAAAAUGGCACAUACGUGAAUGGCGAUGCUAUGGAGAUUGAGGAAAAAAUUGAUGAUUUGAUGUUGAAAAAUCCAGAAAUUGCAUCAGAUAUAUCUCCAAAUGAUCCAGUUGGUGUUAUGUUUGGAAAAGAAUAUCUAGGUCGGGUUAGAGGUUUUUCUUUUCGAGCUUGUCCUACACCUGCUUUCAAGCAAUGUCCAACUGCAAGAUUAAGUGGAAUCAACUUUGCUUCCUCUAGUGGAACUUCAUCAAAUAUGGAUGACAAGUUUGUAAAGAUGGAAAGUGACCUUGCAACUGUUAAGAACCAAAUGAACCAAAUGCAAAAAGUGCUUGCCUAUGUUGCUUCUAGAGAAGAUAUUCUUGAACCUCUUGCUGCAAUGGUUGUUGCUUUGGUACAUCCGUCUAGUAACGAGUGGUGCACCGUCUCCAAAGGAUGUAGUACGAUCAAAUGGUGGAAGCGAAACAAAUUAGGAUUAGGUUUAAAAGUAUAAUUGUAUUACGAUUUCAAAAUGACUUUUAGUAUUGUCUAUUUUAUGUUUGGAUCUUUUAACUCUUCAGCACUUUGAAAUUGUUCCACGAUCAAUGAAAUUUCUUCU
Vigna unguiculata (cowpea) is the source of this 1350-nucleotide messenger RNA. RefSeq lists its product as uncharacterized. NCBI's taxonomy places the organism in Eukaryota, Viridiplantae, Streptophyta, Magnoliopsida, Fabales, Fabaceae. The record is from RefSeq and is a predicted model, not a curated record.